AUGGCGAGCCUGCGACAGAAAAUGCCAAACCCGGCGACUCUCCGGUCGUACCGCGCACUCCAGAGAGUCGUCGCCGUCCCCAGAAUUCGAUGUUACGCGACCGACGUCGAGCCCAAGGCCCCUCGCCAGGGCAAUGAGGUGAAGCUCGGCCGGUCCUUCCAGGGCCAAGUCCAGGGCAGCAUUGGCCAGCGAAUCCAGCGCGAGCGCGAGGAGCGAGAUCGCUACGAGCAUUGGCGCGAGGUCACUGACCCCAGCAGGAAUUGGACUUUGACCCUCUUCGUCCUGGGCAUGGUCGGUAUUUCAUACUGGCUGGGAACCUUCUGGCACCGCGAAGAAGAAAAAGCCUCGACCUAUCGUCUCGCAACCGCAAAAGAAAUCCGCCACAAUACGAAGCUCGAGAAUAUGCAGGCUGCCUGGGCAGAUUUCCUCAAGAUUGUUGGAAAGGAUCAUGUCAGCACCCUCGAGACCGACAUUGACCACCAUGCUACAUCUGAUUGGUCUUCCCACAAGCCCAAGCCCGAGGAACGGCCGUUCUGCGUCGUCUACCCAGGCUCUACACAGGAGGUCUCCGAGAUCAUGAAGAUCUGCCACAAGCGAAAGAUCCCCGUUGUUGGCUACAGCGGCGGCACCAGUCUGGAGGGCCACUUCACACAUACCCGCAAGGGCAUCUCGAUCGACUUCGGGAGAAUGAACAAGGUUCUGGCUCUGCACAAGGAAGAUCUCGACGUCGUGGUUCAGCCCGCCGUGCGCUGGGAGCUGCUCAACGAGGAUCUGGGCAAGGAUGGGCUCUUCUUCCCUCCUGACCCAGGCCCAGGCGCCAUGAUCGGCGGCAUGAUUGGAACUGGCUGCAGUGGUACAAAUGCCUACAGAUACGGUACCAUGCGCGAGUGGGUUCUGAGCAUCACUGCUGUCCUGGCUGAUGGGACCGUCAUCAAGACCCGCCAACGCCCGCGCAAGAGUUCUGCUGGCUAUGACCUCACCAAGCUGUUCAUCGGGUCCGAGGGUACUCUUGGCCUCGUCACUGAGGCUACCCUCAAGCUCGCCGUCAAGCCUGAGCAUACCAGCGUCGCCGUCGCUUCGUUCCCUAGUAUCCACCACGCCGCCACCUGCGUCAGCAAGGUUGUUGGCCAGGGUAUCCCCGUCGCUGCCGUUGAAAUCCUGGAUGACAACCAGAUGAAGUGCAUCAACGAAGCUGGAGCAACUUCGCGCCACUGGACGGAAGCACCCACCAUCUUCUUCAAGUUUGCCGGCACUCCCAACGGAGUCAAGGAGCAGGUCGGCCAGGUCCAGGCCCUGGCCAAGGAGGUCGGCAGCAAGAGCUUUGAUUUCGCCAAGAGUCAUGAAGAACAAGACGAGCUCUGGAGUGCCAGGAAAGAGGCUCUGUGGAGCGCUCUGGCCGUCAAGAAGGAGGGUGACCGGGUCUGGACUGGCGACGUGGCUGUUCCUGUGAGCCACUUGCCGGACCUGAUCGAGGAGACCAAGCAGGAUAUGAAGAAGAGCGGUCUCUUUGGAACCAUUGUCGGCCAUGUAGGAGACGGGAACUUCCACAGUAUCCUAUUAUACAACGAUGCUCAGAGGGCUAAAGCAGAAGCUGUUGUUCACCGCAUGGUGAAGCGAGCAGUUGAGUUGGAGGGAACAGUCACGGGAGAACACGGUGUCGGUUUAGUGAAGAGAGACUACCUGCCCCAUGAGCUGGGCGAGACGACUGUUGACGCUAUGCGCCUGAUCAAAAAUGCCUUCGAUCCCCAGUGCUUGUUGAACUGCGACAAGGUGGUUCGCAUGCAGAAGCCUGCCAGCGGUGAGGUCCACGAGUGGUAA
This is a messenger RNA of Clonostachys solani, 1818 nucleotides long. Lineage: Eukaryota; Fungi; Ascomycota; Sordariomycetes; Hypocreales; Bionectriaceae. The record is from the annotation of a GenBank genome assembly.